Molecule: messenger RNA, 3916 nt
Organism: Dicrocoelium dendriticum
Lineage: Eukaryota; Metazoa; Platyhelminthes; Trematoda; Plagiorchiida; Dicrocoeliidae
Source: the annotation of a GenBank genome assembly
CAUCCCUACUCGACAACAUUCAAGCCCGAGGCCUUUCAUUCUGUAUCCUCUGAUUUUUUGCCGACUGGAACUGUUACGGUUGCUCUUCAGUCUCCCCAAUCAUUGACGAUGUUAGCCAGACCCUCGGCUCCCUCCUACCUUGGCACGAAACAGGCCGCCUUUGUUGAUUCACCUGCAGUCGUUAAGCCUCCACCGAAUAAUUUGAUAUCUGUCACUAAGCCUUCUGUGUUGACUACUGGCACCAGACCACACCAUUCAGACAGACGAAGCCUCAAACGUGCCGCUCCAACAGAUUCGUGUUCCUUCCGCUCCUCACCCCAUCAACCUUCUUCACCACCCGAUUCAGUCCAAUCCCACUCUCUGUCGCACUCGACUUGUUACCGCCGUCAGCGCUUAUCGGGCCCCUCCCUUCCUACCAUCGUCGCACCGACAGUUUUGUCGGGUUUUCUGUCCGGUGAUCUUCCCGUAUCUUCUAACGCUCCUUCCUCAACUUGCACAGGCUCUUCCUCAUGUGUCUCCACCGCCGUCGCGCUCUCCUCCACGUCGGUCUCCUCCCAACUCCCUAACGCGUUUACUGUAUCUAGCACGGAACUUCACUCGGUUGACCUAUGCAGCACACAGCAACCGUUUCCCACCCAUUCAAUACUUCGAGGUUUUCAGCCAAAUAUGUACAUCCCUGGCACACUGCCUUCGUACCACAACUCCUCUGCAGUUGUACAUCAGCCUUACCCCCUUCAUCAACCAUCCGCACCCCCACAUCCACAUCCGGGCCAAGGUGGACCUGGUCCCAUCUCUGGUCCGUAUCUCACACAGCUAGCUGCCCAUGGAACGAAUGGUCAGACGGCAUUCACUCUUUCCAGUGGCUCAAAUAGUGGCAAAACUACUCCAAGGCAACCGGCGAAAAAGCGAUUGGAAGCUCGCACCCCAACCAUUGAUGGGGCGGGUGAUGACUCGGGUGCACUGGCCACAGGCAGUCACAGUAACACGCCAAGCCUGGACGAUUCAACUUCGAUGGUAUCCACUAUCUGUUCCGGACCAAGCUCGAUGGCUUUCCGAGUGCAUCAGAACACUCCAUUUGUCCCCGUUCAGAGUCGAUCAGGUCGACCAAGUUCUUCCGGUUCGUCGUCUAGCGCCAGUGGCUUCCAGCUCGCUCCUGCGGCGUCUACGGCAGGUGUAUCUCCUUCUGUUGGGGGAUUGCUUCGAAAGACAAGCCAUUUUGGUGCAUCUGAUGGGGAAGCAGCCUUGCCUGCUGCCACACGCGCGUCCAUUGCGAGUACUGCACAAUCUGACGAUGAAGAGGAAGAGUUGGUUGGGAUCAUGGUGGGCCGUUCGGUCGAUUCAGUCCUGCACUCUUCGUCAGACACCGCUACAUCCACAGGUGACCGUAAGAGAUGUGCUACCUUACAAUCUGGAAACCAACCUUUGGGAACCAUCGGCACUUUCUCGAUAGCGAAAAAUCCCACUUCCUUGAUGUCAUCGACCUCGUUUCCAGAGGUCGGUCGCAGCCCCAUGUGUGAGCGACAUGUGAUCGAAAUGAUUGGUGCCUUGUUAGCUAACUCAGCAGCGUCUCCUUCAUUUAGACGCUCAAGCCAAUCCAACUCACGCCGCAGCGCCUCGGCCAGCAGUCUGCCAUAUGUGGGCACGAGCCCGAACGAGAAUCUGCCCCACUUGACGAAUUCCGUCGGACUGGCUCACCCAUUUGCGUCCAUUACUAACACACGCUCCUCGCCGUCGUACAUAUGUUCACCUGCGCAAUCCGUAUCCGGCAAAUUCCCCCUUUCGGUUCACCCGGAAGCCAACGCUGUUUCAAACGAAUGUGAUGACCGUUCCUCUCUAUUCGGAUCCAGUGUAAAAUCCCGUGCUCUCCACCAGCACAACUUGCAUUCGUCCACUCCCCCUCCUCGGCUCACCCCCAUGUCUGAUUUGGAUGGUAUGCGCCUACCUGACGACUCGCAUUCCGCUUCUCGGCUACCUGCUUUGCAGCCUUUGCAACUGAACGGAGAAUCAAAUCCCAGUCAGGAGAUAGUCAAUUUUAUUCGGAAUUCGCCUGCCUCCGGAAUAACUCCGGAGCUAAUAGACAUGUUGUACAACAUGGCACAGCAGUAUGGAGUGCAUCAACCUCGUGCUGGCAGCCGCGCCAGUCGUUCAUCCAGCCAAGUGGCCCAAAACUUUUACCGAAGCUUGAUCAAUGGCUCUGUGUGUAGUUCGCCGUUUCCGGCCAACCCGAACAACUUCGGCUCCCUAAGUAACACUCUGAACGUUUCCAACACUGCUUGCCAAACUGAUUGUGUUCCAGUCAGCUCCACCGCUCCCGCUGGUUCUUCUUUACUCUCACCAGCCAGCUGCUCAGUCUUCUCUAGCACUCCUCCGAUGCAUCAUCUGAGGGGUCUUAGUUUCACACCCCUCUCGGUCGAUCCAGAUCAGACAAAUUGUUCAUCCACCUCCAACGUUGAUUGGGCAGAUCCAGUGUCAGCCGCGCAGUCAGCUCCUCCCUUGAGUGUGAUGCAGCUCCCCCACUAUCCAUCACGUGCGGUCACACACUCAUGCGGCCUUAAUCAACCCCGCGGUCCGCUCCCGUCACACACCAGCAGCUCAGAUGAAGGUCCCUGUCGUCAGUCCGUGAAACACUAAACCCUUUGUUGUUCGCACAUGUCUCUGGAGGCAUCACUGGCACUUUCCUUACGUAUUUGAUUUUUGCUGGUUUUCUCCACAGUCACUUCACCGGACUGCCUGCCAACCACCGGUUUCACUCCUUCACAGUCGACACAUGCACUCGUCAGUCGCUCGUUCACUCUCAGUCGUGCUCGGUCAUUUCCUUAUGGUUUCUCUGCUACACAAAUCAGUUGACUUUUCCCUUUUAUGACUUCUGUACAUAAUCCCAAAUGUAUACAGAUCACAUCGUGCUUCUCGGAAUAUUUUCGCCUGUUAUUUUUUCUUCCUCAGUGUUUUUGACCUUUUAUCUCCGAAGUUUAUCUCAACAACCACUAUGCCAUAUGACCAUGUGCAUAAAUUUUUAAACUUUCCCAACUGAAUUAGCCCAGUGUUUAACAUUCAUCCUUUUUUAUGUCAUCAUCCAAAUCACUGGCUGUUCACCGGUCUCUCUCCGUUCCAUCUCGCCCCAUUUUAUGCUUUAAAAUAUUUGUGACUGUGAGAGAAAAGUCUAUGGGCUUCCUCCCUUCCUUUCACACCGUGGCCUGCCGUUACCGUCCCCUUUUUUAUCUCCUCCAUUCGAUUGUUUUUUUUAGGAUUACACGGCGCCAACAGAUCGGUGUUAUUUUAUUUUUAUACCUGUAUGUAUGUAUGCAUGCCAGUUUGCAGGUCACUGUUUGCCUUCCAAUGCUAGGGGAACAAAGAGGCUAUUGAAGUUGCGUUUCCCACUUGGUCCAUCACUACUCUUGAAAUCCCUGUGCAAUUCUCGCUUCUGGCGUCGUCAUCGUCCUCGUCCUCUUUGCUGCAUCCGGUGCUGUUAAGGCCCUUUGGCCAACGCAGUUACUUUCAACAUCAUCUGAUACGAACUGUGCUGCUUUCCCGCUUCUUCUUCCUCCACCCUAUCUUCCUCCGCUUUAUGUGUCAGGACAUACCCCCAAUAUCGAUUCUCCACUUUUGCACUUUCACCUCUCAUUGUCUAAUUGUUUCACUUCCGAUUUCAGCCACAUACGCAUCAUGGCUCGAGAGUUUUCGUAAUUUAGGUAAUAUUUUUAUUUCCUUUUAUCACUAUUCUCAUCGAGAAAAGAUACGACAAAGAUCCGCAGUUGGUAUUUUUAACCUUUUAGGUCACACUCGCUGUUCACUUUCGCCUCCACAAAUUCGAACCAUGCAGAAAUGACACAACUAUUCUUAUCUCUAUCGUAUACGAUUCAAUCUUGUCAAUGCUGUUAUGCCAGACAACAUCGAAUGCAUUGUUCAUUCAUGUGUA